AAGAAAAAGGAAGGAAAUAAGUAAAAUUAUGAUUGAAUCGAUAUAGAAGAGGACUUGUAGAAAAUCACAGUGGUACAUUGGGAUGAUGGUGAGGAGAGAAGUUUAAGAAGAGGUGGAAGAGGUGGAGGAGGUGAAGGGGGAGGAAUUGUAGAGAAUGUAUAGAGAACGAUUACGCAUGCGUAGAAAAACGGCGCGACGACACGCUCCGUCGAGAGGUUUCAGGCGAACGAAUUUUCCGUUUUCAGUCGCCGACGGAAAACAGCGCGCGUCGGCCGCGAUCGCAAUUUCGAUAUCUCGCGUUUUGGUGCUGUGUUUAUAUAACGUGAAUAACAUAUAUAAACCCAAAUCCCGAUCAUAUUUUCUUAAUGAAAUAAUGUAAAACGUAAAGAAAAAAUAUUAAAGAUUUAGGAGCAAAGGAAUUAUCGAAAUUCGAUCAUCGAAUAACGAUCGAUAAAAGAGAUCUUUCGUUGAUCGAGUUACGAUCGUUCAAAAAAAAAAAAAAAAAAGAAAAAAAGAAAAAAAAGAGAAAAAGGCGGAAAAACGAAAUCAAAAAAUAACGAAUAGUCCAGUGGGAAACAAAAUUUCGCGGGUGUUCGAUAAAACGUAUUACGAAACUAAGACGUUUGUUAACAAGAAAAGAAAAGAAAAGAAAAAAGUAAAUAGAUAAAUAAAAAGAAAAAGAUAAGAAAAAAGUGUAUGUUAAAAAAAAAUAGUGACGACAGUUCGAUAAAAAUUCUAACUGGUGACGACGAUUAAUUCUAAAGAACAAAAUAAAAAAAAAGAAUAAUUGUUAGAAAACAUUUCUGUGAACAAAGUGAAAAGAUUAUAAGAAGAGACAAAAAAAUAAGAGAUAAAAAUUCGUGCAAUAAAGAAAGACGCGUGAUAAGUUUAACAAAAAUUUGUGCAAUAAUGAAGACAACAAAGUGAAAAGAUCAUAAAAAAAAAAAAAAAAAAAAAAUAAAAAAAAGGAAAAAAAAUCGUGCGUGAAAAAAAACAACAAGAAAUUCAAGACUUCGAAGUUCAAGAUAAGAUAACAUAAUUCUUGAAGUUAAUUCGCGGAAAAAGAGGGACAACAAAAUUUUUUUUUUUCAUUCCUUUGCAAGAAGAAACAACAACAACAAUAACAAUAACAACAACAACAACAACAACAACAACAAUAACAACAACAACAGCAACAAUAUUUCAAGAAAAUUCGUACGAAGGUAGAAGGAGCGACAAAUUAAAGAGAAGAAAAAAGAAUUAUAAAAAAGAAAAAGAAUAAAAUUAAAUUAAAUUAAAUCAAAUAAAACAAAUACAAAAAUUUAUCGAGAAAUUGAAACCUUAGAGGGUUGAAUAGAAGAUAUAAAAAAGAAUUAAAAAAAAAAAAAAAAAAAAAGAAAAAAAAAAGAAAAAAAAGAAGCUGGAUAAUAAUAACAGCCGAGUAAAAGAGAGAGAGAGAGAGAGAGAGAGAGAGAGAGAGAGAGAGAGAGAGAGAGAGAGAGAGAGAGAGAGAGAGAGUAUAGUGGUUAAAUAUAGCUUAAACUGAAUGAUUGAUUACGAAUAAAAAUUGAACCGAGAUAUUAAAAGAGAGACAUCUCCAACGAUUAUAUUCGUCGUAUGGUAUCAUUUUAAAUACGUUGUGAGACGUAUUUAAAAAAAAAAAAAAAAAAAAAAAAAAAAAAAAAAUUGAAAAAAAAAUUGAAAAAAAACAACCAUCAAGAAGAAGAAGAAGAAGAAGAAGAAGAAGAAGAAGAAGAAGAAGAAGAAGAAGAAGAAGAAGAAUAUCAGGAUCGAUAACAAAAUCGAAGGAAAAUGGAAGGAAACGAUAGUACGAAUUAUUGGCAAAAUUUGAGCUUAUCGAACGUAAGCCAUCACACAGACGAUCAAAUAAUGUCGAAUCUAAGCGUACAGAUAAUAUUCUGUAUAUUUUACGGUAACAUAUUUAUACUCGGUGUAUUCGGUAAUGUAUUGGUAUGUUACGUUGUAUUACGUAAUCAACAGAUGCAAACCGUAACAAAUCUCUUUAUAACGAACUUAGCGUUCAGCGAUUUAUUAUUGUGCGUAUUGGCGGUACCAUUUACGCCAUUGUACACAUUUUUAGGUGGUUGGAUAUUUGGUAGAAUAUUGUGCCAUUUGGUACCGUACGCACAAGGUGUAAGCGUUUACAUAAGUACAUGGACAUUGACGAGCAUAGCGAUCGAUCGUUUCCUUGUAAUAUUAUAUCCAUUUCAUCCGCGUAUGAAAAUUGAAAUCUGUUGGACUAUAAUAUUUGGAAUAUGGAUGGUUGCAUUAAUGUUGACCCUACCAUAUGGGUUUUAUAUGCAAUUCGAACCUUACGAGCCUUAUACUUAUUGCGAGGAACAUUGGCCGAGCGAGCCUUUCCGUAAGGUUUUCAGUUCAUUUACAACGAUAUUGCAAUUUCUCGUGCCCUGUUUCGUAAUAACACUUUGUUACAUAUGCGUUUGGAUAAAAUUGAAUGAUAGGGCAAGAUUAAAGCCCGGUAGCAAAAGUAGCAAACGCGAAGAAACGGAUCGUGAAAGGAAGAAACGUACGAAUAGAAUGUUGGUAGCUAUGGUAAUAAUAUUUGGAUUCUCAUGGUUACCAUUAAACAUCGUUAACAUCAUCAAUGACUUUUAUCCGCCCGCCAACGAUUGGUCUUAUUACGGAUUGUUCUUCUUUAUGACCCAUUGUCUUGCUAUGAGCAGCACCUGUUACAAUCCAUUUCUUUAUGCCUGGCUCAACGAUAAUUUUCGAAAGGAAUUCAAACAGGUCCUACCAUGUUUCUCAAGGACAUCGAGGAACAGUACGCCGAGAUUAACGGAGGGUUGUAGAAGUGAGAAACUCUGCAAUGGAAAUAAUACCGUACAAGAAAGUCUAUUACCAAGUCAGGCGAUUAAAGUCCAGGUGUCACAGGGUUGCGAGAUGAUAACCUUGAAUCCAACUACGACAAAUACUUUAAAGGAUCAGGAUCGUCGUUCGAGCACGUCCAAGGAUUUCGAAGAUGCUAUUCUCUAAAAGGGAUCAUAAUCUUCGUUCAGACAGCUGUACUUUUUUCAAUUUUGAAACAACAAUGGCCACAACAAUAGCCACAACAAUGAUACCAUCAAUGGAAAACAAGAGGCGAUCGAUUCCUCGAAGCUUUACAACGAAUCAUGUUUAAAGGAGAACAAUGACGUGAACAGAUGCUGCCAUUAGAUCUCGAAUUAACGCGAAUUUCAUGGAUAUGUUCGUUAAGUUUAUAGCGCAUGACAUUACGCAUUUCAAAUUGCCGAAUAAAUUUCUGAAUUAUAAAUUUAUA
Messenger RNA from Vespa crabro (European hornet), 3277 nucleotides. RefSeq names its product prolactin-releasing peptide receptor-like. The record is from RefSeq and is a predicted model, not a curated record. Lineage: Eukaryota; Metazoa; Arthropoda; Insecta; Hymenoptera; Vespidae. The transcript is spliced from 4 exons. Gene Ontology annotation, molecular function: neuropeptide Y receptor activity; neuropeptide binding. Gene Ontology annotation, cellular component: plasma membrane; neuron projection. Bases 1792 to 2994 code for a protein of 400 amino acids. Gene Ontology annotation, biological process: G protein-coupled receptor signaling pathway.